Messenger RNA from Nannospalax galili (Upper Galilee mountains blind mole rat), 1432 nucleotides. It is a transcript of the gene Tmprss4, whose product is annotated as transmembrane serine protease 4. NCBI's taxonomy places the organism in Eukaryota, Metazoa, Chordata, Mammalia, Rodentia, Spalacidae. The transcript is spliced from 11 exons. Gene Ontology annotation, biological process: proteolysis. Bases 97 to 1266 code for a protein of 389 amino acids. Gene Ontology annotation, cellular component: membrane. The record is from RefSeq and is a predicted model, not a curated record. Gene Ontology annotation, molecular function: protein binding; serine-type endopeptidase activity.
UGUCCCCAAAGGAUACCAGGCUUCCCAGGGCUUACCCCAUGAACAAGCCUGAGAACUACCAAGCCAGAACACAGCUGAAUUGGCUCCCAACACCUGAUGGGACACAAACUUGGGAAGAAAGAUGCCACCCCCCUGCACAAACCCCGCAGGCCCUUGGAAACCUUCAAAAAAGUGGGGAUCCCCAUCAUUGCAGUACUAUUGAGCCUAGCAAGCAUCGUGAUUGUGGCUAUCCUCAUCAAGGUGAUUCUGGAUAAAUACUACUUCAUCUGUGGACACCCCCUGACCUUCAUCCCGAGGGAGCAGGAAUGUGACGGCCACCUUGACUGUGCCUCUGGAGAGGAUGAGGACUACUGUGUCAAGAACUUCCCCGAGAGGCCUGCAGUGGCAGUCCGUCUCUCCAAGGACCGAUCCACCCUGCAGGUACUGGACAUGACCACAGGGACCUGGGCCUCUGCCUGUUUCGACAACUUCACAGAAACAUUGGCCAAGACAGCCUGCAGGCAGAUGGGCUAUGACAGCCAACCCACUUUCAGGGCUGUGGAGAUUGGCCAGAACCAGGAUCUGGAUGUCGUUGAAGUCACAGGAAACAACCAGGAGCUUCAGGUGCUGAAUGGAAGUGGGCCCUGCCUCUCAGGCUCCCUGGUUUCCCUGUACUGCCUCGCCUGCGGAAAAAGCCUGAAGACUCCUCGGGUGGUAGGUGGGCAGAAAGCCUCCAUGGAGUCUUGGCCAUGGCAGGUCACCAUCCAGUAUAACAAGCAGCACAUCUGUGGUGGGAGUAUCCUGGACCCCCACUGGAUCCUCACAGCUGCCCAUUGCUUCCGGAAGCAUCUCGAUUUGUCCAACUGGAAAGUGAGGGUCGGCUCAGAAAAAUUGGAUGACUUACUGUCCUUGCCUGUGGCCAAGAUCUUCAUCACUGAGCACAACCCCCUGUACCCCAAAGAAAAGGACAUUGCCCUCGUAAAGCUGAAGUCCCCACUCACAUUCUCAGGCACAGUCAGGCCCAUCUGCCUGCCUUUCUCUGAUGAGGAGCUCAUUCCAGCCACACCGCUCUGGGUCAUUGGAUGGGGCUUUACAGAGCAGAAUGGAGGGAAGAUGUCUGAUAUACUGCUGCAGGCAUCAGUCCAGGUCAUCGACAGCGUGCAUUGCAAUGCAGAAGAUGCAUACCAGGGGGAAGUCACUGCUGAGAUGUUGUGUGCAGGUAUCCCACAUGGUGGUGUGGACACCUGCCAGGUUUGGAGACAGUGUCUGCCUUCUAGGAGCUCCUGAUGGCCAUAGUGAGGAUGCACAAGAAGACAAUCAAGCCAUAGUGUUACUGGGUUUAUAGAGAGUUGGUUUAAAAAAAAAAAACACCCCAAUAGGUGCAUUUUUCACUAUCUGACAUGUUCUUAGUUUGUUUUCUGCUCAUUCAUUGGCUCUGUCAACCUAUUUGAGA